CACCAAAUUAAAUUCUCAUCUUCCCUAACUCUUGUCAUAUUUAUUAUUAUUUUUCUCUCAUAAAUACAACUACUUCCCUUCUUCCUUAUCCUCAUCAUCCUCAACCAUAUUCCCAAACACUUACUUCUAUUUUCUCUCUAAAAUAACCGCACUGAACGCACCGUAUCGUACGUACUGUCCACUAACAAAACCCCAAAACGGUGUCGUACUGCAAAUUCUAAAUGCCCGUUACUCUAUUCUUCUUCAUUUUUCUUUUCUUUUUCCAUCCCGUCGUUUCUCUCUCCUCCGACGGCCUCGCUCUUCUAACUCUUAAAUCCGCCGUCGACGGCGACGGCGCAACCGCAUUUUCCGACUGGAACGAAAACGACCCCACGCCGUGCCACUGGUCCGGCAUAAGCUGUGCAAACAUCUCCGACGAUACGGACCCUCGCGUCGUCGGAGUUGGUCUCGCCGCCAAAGGCCUCCGUGGUUACCUCCCGUCGGAGCUCGGAAACUUAGUCUAUCUCCGUCGCCUGAACCUCCACACCAAUGCCUUCCAUGGUUCCAUUCCCGUUCAGCUCUUCAAUGCCACUUCCCUUCACAGCAUAUUCCUCCACGGUAACAAUCUCUCCGGUAGCCUCUCUCCCUCCGUCUGCAACCUCCCACGCCUCCAAAAUCUCGACCUCUCCGAUAACUCCCUCGCCGGAACCAUCCCGGAGUCCCUCGGAGACUGUUCCCAGCUCCAGCGCCUUAUUCUCGCACAUAACAAAUUUUCCGGCGACAUUCCGCCGACUCCAUGGCCGAAGCUAAAAAACCUCGUUCAACUCGACCUCUCCGCGAAUCUUCUACAAGGUUCGAUUCCAGACCAAAUCGGCGAACUAAACUCCCUCGCCGGAACCCUAAACCUCUCAUUCAACCACCUAUCAGGUAAAAUCCCAAAGUCUCUAGGAAAAUUACCGGUGACCGUUAGCUUCGAUCUUCGGAACAACGAUCUAAGCGGCGAAAUUCCUCAAACUGGGUCGUUUUCGAAUCAGGGACCCACCGCGUUUCUCAACAAUGCGAAACUCUGUGGGUUUCCUCUACAAAAAACAUGUACCGGUUCAGCGCAGAGUGAACCGGGAAAAAAUCCCGGUUCAGCUCGACAACGCGUGAACCGGUCUAAAAAAGGGUUGAGUCCCGGUUUAAUCAUUCUUAUAUCGGUAGCUGAUGCUGCUGGUGUGGCUUUAAUUGGGCUUGUUAUUGUGUAUGUGUAUUGGAAGAAGAAAGAUAAUUCAAAUGGGUGUAGUUGUAGUAGGAAGAGAAAAUUUGGUGGUAGUGGAAACAAUGAAAGAUCAAAUUUGUGUUGUUUUUGUUGGUCUUUAGGGUGUGUUAAAGGGUUUAAAAGUGAUGAUUCUGAUAUGGAAGAGAGUGAGAAAGGUGGUGGAGGAGGAGAAGGUGGUGGAAGAGGGGAAGGUGAAGGUGAAUUGGUGGCAAUUGAUAAAGGUUUUAGCUUUGAACUUGAUGAAUUGUUGAGAGCUUCUGCAUAUGUGUUAGGGAAAAGUGGGUUAGGGAUUGUGUAUAAGGUGGUACUUGGAAAUGGUGUUCCUGUGGCUGUGAGGAGAUUAGGGGAAGGUGGUGAACAAAGGUAUAAGGAGUUUGCUGCUGAGGUUCAAGCUAUUGGCAAAGUGAAACACCCUAAUAUUGUGAAGUUGAGAGCUUAUUACUGGGCUCAAGAUGAGAAGCUUUUGAUUAGUGAUUUCAUCUCAAAUGGCAAUUUGGCUAAUGCUCUUAGAGGGAGAAAUGGGCAACCAUCUCCAAAUCUUUCAUGGUCAACCAGGCUGAAAAUAGCCAAAGGAACAGCCAGAGGUUUAGCUUAUCUCCAUGAAUGCAGUCCAAGAAAAUUUGUUCAUGGUGACAUCAAACCCUCCAAUAUCCUUCUUGACACAAACUUCCAACCCCUCAUUUCUGAUUUCGGUCUUAACCGGCUGAUCAGCAUCACCGGCAACAAUCCCUCCACCGGCGGUUUUAUGGGCGGAGCUCUUCCUUACUUUAAGUCAUCACAAACCGAGCGAAUCAACAACUAUAAAGCUCCUGAAGCCAAAGUACCAGGAUGCAGACCCACCCAAAAGUGGGACGUCUAUUCGUUUGGAGUUGUGUUACUCGAACUGCUCACUGGGAAAUCCCCAGAUUCUUCUCCAGGAGCAUCAACUUCCGUGGAAGUACCUGAUUUGGUAAGGUGGGUAAAGAAAGGGUUUGAACAAGAAAGCCCUUUAUCUGAAAUGGUUGAUCCAUCACUUCUUCAAGAAAUUCAUGCCAAGAAAGAAGUUCUAGCUGUGUUCCAUGUAGCACUAUCAUGCACUGAGGGAGACCCUGAGGUCAGGCCUAGAAUGAAAACUGUCUCUGAAAAUCUCGAAAAAAUUGGAUCAUAAUAUUUUGAUGUUUACCAGCUGAAAGUAUAGUGAGUCUGAGACUGGAAAGGAACAUACACUUCUGUACCAUGAUUCAUUUUUGUGGUAGCAUUCAGAAGAUUUUCUUGUUGGGGCAUCAAGAUGGGGUUACAAUUUGCAAAUACUUUCAUUCAUAAAUGUGAUUUGUCGCUUUAGCUUCUGUUUUGAAGUCAGAGCAAUUUUUGACAGAGAUCAUCAUCAAAUGUCUCACCUUAUCUCUAUACUUUUUUAGGCUACAGACCAAAGAAAGUUAAUAAAUUAUGUUUAAAUAUUGUUGUUGUCUCAUUCUAUCCAGAAUCUGAUUACAAAUCAUUUCACAUUAGCUAGCGUUAUUAUUACUUAAUUGGCAAAUUCAUAUGUAAUAUGGUGUAUAAGAAAUUUUUUCUUUUGCUCAAAAAAAGAAAUUUGUUCUUGACUUUACAUAUUAUUCUUUUCUAUUUGGUCCCCACUUCAAGAUGGUUGUAUUUGUU
Molecule: messenger RNA, 2875 nt
Organism: Cicer arietinum (chickpea)
Lineage: Eukaryota; Viridiplantae; Streptophyta; Magnoliopsida; Fabales; Fabaceae
Product: receptor protein kinase-like protein ZAR1
Biological process (GO): protein phosphorylation
Molecular function (GO): ATP binding; protein kinase activity; protein binding
Source: RefSeq, a predicted model, not a curated record